Molecule: messenger RNA, 1117 nt
Organism: Sinocyclocheilus grahami
Lineage: Eukaryota; Metazoa; Chordata; Actinopteri; Cypriniformes; Cyprinidae
Product: E3 ubiquitin/ISG15 ligase TRIM25-like
Exons: 4
Coding region: 17-1117 (366 amino acids)
Molecular function (GO): zinc ion binding
Source: RefSeq, a predicted model, not a curated record
GUGUGCAUGCAGUGAAAUGGCGGAAGCCACGUUUUCUCAGGAUAAAUUCAGCUGUCCAGUGUGUCUGGAUUUGCUAAAGGAUCCAGUGACUAUUCCCUGUGGACACAGUUACUGUAAGUGCUGCAUUACAAACUGCUGGGAUCAAGAGGAUGGGAAGAGAGUCUACAGCUGCCCUCAGUGCCGACAGACCUUCAGUCCAAGACCUGCUUUAAAUAAAAGCACCAUGCUGGCUGAAGUGGUGGAGCAACUGAAGAAGACUGAACUGCAAACUGCUGUUCCUGCAGGACCUGGAGAUGUGGAGUGCGACAUCUGUACUGGAAGAAAACACAAAGCCAUCAAGUCCUGUCUGGUGUGUCUGAACUCUUUCUGUCAAAAUCAUUUUGAUCAACAUGAGAAUCUCUUCAAAGGAAAGAGACACCAUCUAAUGGAUGCCACUGGACAACUUCAGGAGAUGAUCUGCUGUAAACAUGAGAAACUACUGGAAAUUUACUGCCGUACUGACCAGAGUUGUAUAUGUGUGCUCUGUAUGGUGGAUGAACACAAAAAUCAUGAGAUUGGAUCAACUGCAGCAGAGAGAACAGAGAAGCAGAGACAAUUAGAUGAGACACGGAGAGAAUUCCAGCAGCAAAUCCAGGAGCGAGAGAAGAAACUUCAGGAGCUGAAAGAGGCUGUGGAGACUCACAAGUGCUCUGCACAGACAGCAGUGGAGAGCAGUGAGAUGAUCUUUACUGAACUCAUCAGCUCCAUUGAGAGAAGACGCUCUGAGGUCACACAGAUGAUCAGAGCUCGAGAGAAGACUGCAGUGAGACGAGCUGAGGGACUCAUGGAGCGACUGGAGCAGGAGAUUGAUGAUCUGAGGAAGAGAAACACUGAGCUGGAGCAGCUUUCAGACACACGUGAUCACAUCCAUUUCCUUCAGAGUUUUCCAUCUCUCUCUGACCCUCCUGGAUCUCCAGAUGUUCCCAGCAUAACUUUCGGUUCCUAUGAUGAUGUAGAACAAUCAGUCUCUCAGCUGAGACAAAAACUGGAGGAUUUUUGCAGACAGGAGUUUGAAAAGAUAUCUGGUAAAGGUAAAACUUUAAAGACUUUCAAUACUUCACUCAUACUGCGUCGCUAG